AAGUUUGGAGACUAUAUAUGACAGGCCAACUCUACCACUGUACCUUUUGUGAAGACGUGUAACUGGACAAUGAGGGCUGUUCUUGGUUUGCUGCUGUUACUGCUUGGUCUGUGUGGGUCAGGGGGAGGCCUCGUCGAGGUGGGUGAGAUCAACGAGGUUCAGGAGACAGCUCCAAGAGAUGCAGUUGAGGAAAAAACCGAGCAGAGCACAAAGCCAACCACCCCUGACAUCUGGGCAGAGGUUAGAGCGCUGAGAGACAUGGUGGUGGAGCUCAAGGUGUAUGUGGAUAUACUGAAGAGAGAGAAUUCUGACUUGCAGACCAGACUGAGCAGCACUGAGAGGGAACUUCUUGUUGGCAAGUCCAGGAUUGACCAGCUGGAGAGAGAAAAUACAGCUCUGACUGAUGCAGGAUAUGUUGGAUCACACAACACAGACACCACACUGAAAUACCGCAAGGUCUUCACCAACAUCGGCAAUGCUUACGAUCCAGCUACAGGUUUCUUCACAGCACCAGUCAAAGGGGUCUACUAUAUCCAGUUCACUGUGUGUGGUAACCACACAGGUCUUAUGGGUGUAUUUGUGUUUAAGAACAACCAGAAAAUCAUGUAUAAUGUGGAGUGGAAGGAAGAUAAACUUUAUAAGUAUUUCACUAAGUCGGUUGUUUUGGAGCUGAUAGCAGGAGAUACAAUUCACCUGGUUCUCCCAUCAACCCAUUCUGUCUUUGACGAUGGAGAUAACCACAGCACCUUCAGUGGCUCCCUUCUCUUCCCACUGUGAGAAUGUUGUUUAGGCUGCUGUGUGAUUGAUUUGUUAAUAACAUUGUUGUUAUUGGCUACACUGUAAUUCACUGCAUCAAAAAAUGGGAAUCUGACUUCCCUCUUGUGUCAUCCAAUGAAAACGACAUUCAAAUAAAUCAAAGACUCAUUGAA
This is a messenger RNA of Etheostoma spectabile (orangethroat darter), 929 nucleotides long. RefSeq names its product complement C1q-like protein 2. Gene Ontology annotation, molecular function: protein binding. The transcript is spliced from 5 exons. The coding region runs from base 70 to 777 and encodes 235 amino acids. NCBI's taxonomy places the organism in Eukaryota, Metazoa, Chordata, Actinopteri, Perciformes, Percidae. The record is from RefSeq and is a predicted model, not a curated record.